Messenger RNA from Sclerotinia trifoliorum, 2550 nucleotides. NCBI's taxonomy places the organism in Eukaryota, Fungi, Ascomycota, Leotiomycetes, Helotiales, Sclerotiniaceae. The record is from the annotation of a GenBank genome assembly.
UCCCUUCUUCUUCUCUCUUCUCUUCUCUUUUCUCUUCGUGCUUCCUUCUCUUCUGUUUACCUACCUACACACAUACAUACACACAUACACACAUACACACAUACACACAUACUACCCAAGUAUUCUUAUGAUCUGAUCUGCUCUGAUCUGAUUUGAUCUGCUUUCGCGAAACAAACUUAUUGGUUGAUUGUCUGUUUGUUUAUUUUGGUCUCUCUUCGUGACUUGCAUCCGAAUUGGUUCACGCACGCUUGAAUUUUCUCCUGCUUGAUUUAUUGUGUGGGAAAAUAAUAUUUCGUUUACCUUACCCUUAAGGAUCUUACUUUACCCUACCUACCUGCCUACCUACCGACCUACCUACAUACCUACAUACCUACAUACCUACAUUACCUCACGAAAAUCUUCAUAAAAGACGAUUGAUCAAUUGUUGGGCGCUUAAAACCUUCAUAAAAUAUCAAAGCAGGUUUCCGACUUUCCGAUACCGAUACCGACAUCGACGUACCAACGAACGUACUGCACUGCGCGCACUGUAUUCCAAACUCCACUUUCUCACUCCUCCACCUUCACGAAAGGACGCGACUUGACUUGAUCAAUUUUCUUCCUUCCUGCCACCACAUUUUUUGAAACGCCUCCUACGAAAUAUUGCUUCAUAACAAUUAUUAACGUGGUUCAAAUCUUGAGAAAUCAUUUAUUCAAUUACUCAUUCACUCAAUCUCAUUACAAAAAGUGAUAUACAUUUCACGACAAGGAAGGAAUUGAAGAUACAAACAUUCGAAAAACAAAACAGAUCGCAGUCAUGACUUCGCAUAUGCCAAUGGGAAUAGCAAGACAACCAUUCGCACCAUUGAAUAGUUCACGUCUACAGAAUAUUACUAGUGUUAAGAAUCGUCAAAACGGUAUGCUAAAGUUCCACUUCACUAGAUACCUACCUAGUAACAGUUGUUUUUCUCAACUGUUGCUAGGUAUUCACUGUUUCUCGUUGACCUUGUAUAAUAUACCUAUGAAUGUUAAACUCAUACUCUUCAGCUCUAUCACCAAAUCCUACAUCCCCCUCUAAGCGGAAAGCAACCACAUACGAAUCUGAUGAUGAUUCGGAAAAUGUUGAUCCUCUUACCUUCGGAUCUCCCAAACGAUCCAAAGCUGUUGAUGCGGCUAAAGACAGUUUUUCAGAACCUACACACUUCUUCCUAAUCAAUGCACCACCAUCUCCCACUGACGCGGCGCUUUCCUCUCCUCUGAAACCUACCAAGCCCAUCAACCAGCGAAAUAUUCUCCAACCUCGUUCUCAAACACCAAAAGUCACCACCUCUGUAACAAAAUCUACACCCCUUACGGCUCCUGCAGGUCGUUCCCCAACCAGAAAACGCGUCGGAAUCCUCAAUAAUCGUCGUCGUACUUUCACCCCAAUAACUAGCGUUGAUCCACCAAAAUUCUCCACUCCAAAACCAAGCGGUCUUAGCUUUUCAAUUGAUGCUGCUCUCUCUGGAACCAUUCCUUCAUAUGGUGCACGUCAACCUCAACGUCAAGCCCUCUCCUCCAAAUCUAUUUCUACCUCGUCAUCGAAAUCUUAUGCCUCUCGUAGGGAAAUUCCCGCCUCUCUUCAUGCAUCCGAAAGUAAAUCAUCCUGGUUCUUUCAAAUCCAUGAGGAUACCGAAGAAGAACUCGCAACCAAUCUUAUGGAACACAGUACAUGUACUCUCGAUAUUUCAUCAGAUGAAGAAUCGCUUACUAGAAUGAGAGAUGAAAGAGGCAAGGAAAACGUUCCACCUCUAGAUGAUAUUUCUCAAACUCGUACUUCGAUGAAUACUUUCGCUUCAAGUUCCUCUACUUCUUCAUCUAUGUCUCGUAGAGAUGAAAUGGAGAUUAGAGAGAUGAAAUUGAAAGUCAAGAUGCAAAGGAAACGAAGGGAAAUGGAGGAAGGGGUUAUUGAUGUUGAUAGAUCUCCAUUGGGAGAGAUGAGAAAAGAGGAUUUCUAUGGUGAAGGUUGUGAUGAGAAGAGCGUUUUCGUUAUUCUUCCAGAUCCUGAACCGCAGGUGUUGGUGGAGGACGAAGCUGAGGAGGUGAUCGAGGGUCCUUCGGAACAGGAAGAACAAAUCUCUGAACCUACGACAAUCACAUCCGACAAAGGAAAAGGUAAGGGAAUUGAUAUUGAUUUCCUUGUGCAAAAGAAAAUAGUUGAACCCAUUGAACAACCCGAAGCAGAUUUUGUUGUUUGGGAAAGUGGAAGUGCAAAGGAUGAAAAUGAGUAAUUGGAUAGGGGAUUGUGUAUGAGUAAUGACUUACGCGUGUAUGAAUUUUUCAAGGCGUUUUAGGAUGGAACUUCAUUGAAUGGGUUUAAUGGAUUGAGUUGGUUUGAUUGUAUAUUGAUGGAUGGGUGGCCGGAUCGCUUGAUUAUAUAUAUGUUUUUUUAACAAAACGUCUGUUUUUUGGUUUGGGAUAUUUUGGGAGUGUUAUUAGUAUUGAUGGCAUUAGUAGAAAAGCUUUUGGAAUAAAAGUCUUUCAAUUGAUCUAUUAUUUAUCAUCUAUAUGAUGCAAGAUAUAUUAUUUAUUUAG